Messenger RNA from Sporisorium graminicola, 3660 nucleotides. RefSeq lists its product as uncharacterized. Gene Ontology annotation, molecular function: RNA polymerase II general transcription initiation factor activity; RNA polymerase II general transcription initiation factor binding; histone acetyltransferase activity. Gene Ontology annotation, cellular component: transcription factor TFIID complex. Bases 1 to 3660 code for a protein of 1219 amino acids. The record is from RefSeq and is a predicted model, not a curated record. The transcript has a single exon. Gene Ontology annotation, biological process: transcription by RNA polymerase II; RNA polymerase II preinitiation complex assembly. NCBI's taxonomy places the organism in Eukaryota, Fungi, Basidiomycota, Ustilaginomycetes, Ustilaginales, Ustilaginaceae.
AUGGAGGAUGAACAGAAUGCCGCUUUCCACCUCGGGGGUCUGGCACUAGGUAACGUUCUCCGCGACCUCGGCAUUGAUGAGCAGCACCAGUCCGAUCUCGAGCGUCUCGGUAUCGCAUCCGGCAGUGGGAGGAUCAAGCAGGAGGAUAUCUACAACGACCGGUUUGCAGAUGACGAUGACGAUCUCGGCGAUGCAUACCGCCGCAACGGCUCUUCCACCAAGGAUUGGGAGACCGAGGUCGACGACGAAAUGAGGAGGGAGCUCGCAGGUGAACGUGACUCGGAAGAGCGAGCCGAGCUGGACCGAUACUAUCGCCAGGGCUUGGCACAGCUCGAGCAGCCCAGAGCACCGCUCCGAGGAGAGGACGACGACUUCGAUGAAGAUGACAGCGACGGCGAGGAUCUGCCGCUCUCUCGGCAACCACCGGCACAAACUCAGGUGAAUGGUCAUUCUACGCAGACCAAUGGCCAUGCUCGAUACGGCGACGGCUUCAUCAGGGUCAAGGAGGAACGCGACGACGAUAGCGACAUGGCUUUCCUGUCCGCACCCGUACCAUCAUCCUCCGCCGCUACGCCGUCCGCAUCCACACCUUUGGUUCUGCCAUCAUCUCGCAGUCCGAGGCAGGGCUCGCCGCAGACCCCCCCUCCUUCGCAGCCUCUUCUCCAUCAACCCUACGGGUCAAUCGCACCGCCUCCUCGCCCCUAUGUCGACAUGGACGAAGUCCGUCACCAUUUUCCCGACUUUGAGCCUGGCAAGAUUCUCAACUUUACCGACCUUUUCGCCACACGUCCGCCAAAGAAGCGCAAGCUGGGCUCCACGGCAGCCAAGUUUCACAUCACGCCCGAAGACGAGCUGCCGAUACCGAAGUCGACCCGAGAAGAGCUGCUCCAAUCUUCCAUUUUACGACCGCACCAUGCCUCUAUCCUACCGACACUCACUCGUCAACUCGACGGAUCUGACGCAGCUACUGGUCAGACAGAUUCUGCGGCAGACGAGGUCGAUCUUGCCGUCAUCUCAACGCCAGGUGUCAAGGCAGAGAAACGUAACGCCGCCUUGGCGCCCGUCGAGCUCGACGAUUGGGAAGAUCGCAUCGUGUGGGAAGUCUUGCAGAAUCAGUCUACUGCUCUAACACCGAUGCAGGUCGACAGGACGGACAGCAAGAUGGGCAUGGACACGCAGCCUUCCGCGGCAUACGCGCCUCCCGUCAUCGACAAGCCCUUCAAUCACGACCUCUUCCGCGGCACAUGGACUCGUAGCAUCAUCUGGGAUGCCAGAACUCCCUUUGAGCCUUUCGACAAACUCGUGCUCGACAUGAAUGACCCGCAAAUGAUGCUCGAAGAGGAUCUGGGACCCAAGACAAAGCAAAACUCCCUGUUGCGCUCCGAUGCACCCGUCGUAUCAGCAGCUGCCCAACGCGAUCUCGCGCGCCGUCAAGCCGAGCUCGACCCUUUCAACUUGUCCAACGACAAGUUCUACGAACAAACGCGCGAGCAUCGCCAACGUGUACGUCAGACGCUCGGAAAGCUUGUGGUCCAGCACGCUUGGCCCGCCAUCAAGCUUCAGCUCCCUUGGUACAAGACCAAGCUCACCAAAGCUGAAGCGAGAUCCUUCCACCGCCCCGCCAUGCAAUUCCCGACCAAUAUGCCUCUGCACUUCUCAAGGACCAUUUCGUCCAAGAAGAAGAAGGAAGGCGCUGGCGCACGCAAAGCCAAGGAUCCAAACGAGAUGCUUCGCACCACGCGCGAUCUUACGCUCAAGGAUACCGGCCCCUAUGUGCUGUAUGAAUACUCGGAAGAAUACCCCCCUCUGCUGUCCAAGAUUGGUAUGGGUAGUCUGCUGGUCAACUACUACCGAAAGAAGGACGCAAAGGAUGAGCAUGUGCCCAAGAUGGACAUUGGCGAGCCCUAUCUACUCGACGUAGCCGACGAAUCCCCCUUUAUGAAAUUUGGCAACAUCGAGCGAGGCCAGGUGCAGCCCACUUUGUACAACAACAUGAUGCGAGCACCGCUCUUCCGCCACAAGCCGGCUCAUACCGAUUUCCUCCUCAUCCGCAGUACGACAAAGAACGAGAUUCGUUACUAUCUGCGAGAGAUUCGCAAUCUCUUUGUUGUUGGACAAACGUAUCCUGUUCAGCCCAUCCCCGGUCCUCACGCACGUCUCAUCACCAACAACAUCAAAUACCGUCUGCAGAUGAUCGCCUACAAGCUCAUCCAGAAGAGUCAGCGUCAGCGUAUCAAGAUUCAUCGCCUCAUGCGCUAUUUCCCUGACCAGAAUGAGCUGCAGAUGCGACAGAGGCUCAAGGAGUUCAUGGAGUACAACCGUAAGGCAGGCGACGUCAAUCAGGGUUUCUGGAAGCUCAAGCCGCACAUCGUCGUGCCGGAGGAAGCCGAGUUGCAGAAGAUGCUCCCGCCCGAAAACAUCUGUCUCGCGGAAAGCAUGCAAGUCGGUCAGCGACACUUGUUGGACUGCGGUUAUACUAAUACUGCCGAGGGAGACGACGACGACGAGAGCAAGAUGGACAUUGAACAGCUGCUUGCGCCCUGGAUCACCAGCAAGAACUUUAUCAACGCGACGCAGGGCAAGGCCAUGCUCAAGCUGCACGGUGAUGGUGAUCCUACUGGCCGUGGCGAGGCCUUCAGUUUCAUCCGCGUCUCGAUGAAAGAAAUCUUCUUGCGGGCGGAUGAAGACGCCGAGGAGAGGCUCGCACAGGCCGAGGCCGAGGCGAAGAGCAAGUCGGGCCACAAGUACAGUGUUGCCGAACAGCAGGCAGUUUACCGAUCCGAGAUUGAUAGGAUCUGGAAUGCGCAGUGUCGCUCGCUCUCCAACCCGGUGCCUCCCAAGGUGACGGCUGAGGACGAACGACGGGCGCUUCUGCAGGCCAACAGCGGCAGGCCAGAAGUACGCAAUGGUGGCAGGGCCGAGUCGGUCCGUCGAGAACGAAGUCCCAGCGCCAUGAGCACUGUCAACGGCGAUGGUGGGGACAAAUCGACCAAAGUGUUGCGUAUCCGUCGCUUCAUCAACGGCAAGUGGCAGCGCGAGAUGGUACGCGAUCCAGCCGUCAUCAACGCUUACCUCACGCAACGCAAGAAGAUCGAAGACGAGGCCAUCGCCACCGAAGAUCUGCUUCCCACUGGUGAUGCAGCCAUCGACAUGGCCCGCAUGAAACGUUUGCAGGAAGAGCUGGCACAGCGCAAAAAGAACCAAGAGCGACGGAUCCAGCGCAAGAAUGCCAAGGCGGCAGCAGAAGGCCUGGCGAUUCCCGGUGGCUACAAGAGCUUGCUCAACAAGACUGACACUAAGCGACGCUGCGGUCGCUGCGGCGAGGUGGGCCACAUGUCGACCAACACGUCUUGCCCCAUGUUCCCCAAGGAUGGAGGCAAGAACGGCGCCGGUGGAGCGGCGGGUGGAAGCGGAGGACCGGGUACGCCGGGUACGCCGGCGGGCGGAGCGAGGCCGGGGAUGCCUCAUUUGGCGAGUGGUGGAGGCUUCUUUGGUCCUGGUAUGGGUAUGGGCAUCGGCAUUUCGAGUGCGGGACCGAUGACGCCUAUGACUCCGUCAGCUCAGACGCCGGCAGACUCGCCGGCGCUGCAGCAGAGCCCCGCUGCUGGAAGCGGUACGCCGACGCCGGGGCUCAAGUUGAAGCUCAAGAAGAAGGCUUGA